This is a messenger RNA of Blastomyces gilchristii SLH14081, 2237 nucleotides long. Its product is annotated as methionyl aminopeptidase. NCBI's taxonomy places the organism in Eukaryota, Fungi, Ascomycota, Eurotiomycetes, Onygenales, Ajellomycetaceae. The transcript is spliced from 3 exons. Gene Ontology annotation, molecular function: metalloaminopeptidase activity. Bases 639 to 1838 code for a protein of 399 amino acids. The record is from RefSeq and is a predicted model, not a curated record. Gene Ontology annotation, biological process: proteolysis.
CCUCCACGAAGUUCGUAUAACUCCACAUCGACGCCUCGAUCGGCAGCAUAGAGCGCAGCCAGAGACCCCACGGGGCCUGCCCCAACAAUGACUACCUUUUCCUUUGUUUCUGCCAUACUCGAUCCCGCGGCUGGAUGAAAAUGUGAGGUGUCAGAAAGGAAGGGCGCGAGUCUCAGCCGCUGGGGGAAUAUGACAAAUUAAUCCGAUCAACAGCGGAAUUAGUCAUCCCCGCUCCGCUUACCCAUGUCCUCCGCGCCCUGAAACCGGAGCUUAAAUAAAUCCUUGAUAUCAGGGGUUUUGAGAGGAGGUCGGAAAGGCGAGCCAUUUGCGGGUAGCAUUCACACGUGAGCUUGAGUCGCGGUUAUUUUUAGACUUCGGCGGCUAUCGCGGUUACUUUCGACUGGUGCUAAAGUUCCUCCUGGAAAAAAGAUUCCGGAGAGCACGAUCUUGCUACGACUCACUUAUUUUACUUGCUAAUUACUCGAUACUUUCAUUGUAAUAAUAUAUAUAUUUAUUCCAGACUAGCACCUCUACCUGUCUUGGUUUUGCUCCAUAUACCCCACCAAAAACCCUAGAAAUACGCCUCUUAACCGGGGCUGCCUAUCUCACACACGAGUUGCGAGACCCCGCCAGCCACUAUGGUGUCUGAGCAACUAGACUCGAAGAAGUGCAUAGGGGUAGAUUGCAGUAACAAUGCCGGCAGUCUACGGUGUCCAACAUGCCUGAAGAUUGGAAUCGAGAGCCAUUUCUGUUCGCAGGACUGUUUUAAGAAGAGUUGGAGCGAACAUAAAUCUAUUCACAAGAAGAGUAAUUUUCUAAGCAAUCUUUUUCCUCCCAAAAUAAUUUCUGAACCAGAUCCAGCUACCGGCCAUUUCAACCCGUUUCCAACCUACCCUUAUACCGGUUCCCUAAGGCCCGUUUACCCUCUUGCCCCCAAAAAUACUGUCCCCGACUCAAUCCCACACCCUGAUUAUGCCAGCGACGGCAUUCCACGUUCAGAACAGAAGUUCGCUAGUCGACAUAACGUUACGAUCCUCACUCCGAAGGAGCAAGAGGCGAUGAGGAAAGUGUGCCGCCUGGCGAGAGAAGUAUUAGAUAUUGCUGCGCGCGAAGUCAAACCUGGUGUUACGACCGACCACAUUGAUAAGGUUGUACACCAGGCUUGCUUGGAACGAAAGUCCUACCCCUCGCCACUAAACUACGUACAUUUUCCCAAAUCCGUUUGCACAUCGGUCAACGAGGUUAUCUGCCAUGGUAUCCCUGACCACCGCCCAUUGGAAGACGGGGAUAUCAUAAAUAUUGACGUCACCCUAUACCAUGAGGGCUUCCACGGUGACCUGAAUGAGACUUAUUACGUCGGAGAAAAAGCUCGCACGAACCCCGACUUAGUCCGGGUGGUAGAAACCGCAAGAGAAUGUCUAGACAAGUCUAUUGAACUGGUGAAGCCGGGCAUGCUAUUCCGAGACCCAGGUAAUGUAAUUGAGAAGCAUGCAAAGAGCAACAACUGCAGUGUUGUUCGGAGUUAUUGCGGGCAUGGCAUCAACCAGCUUUUCCACACAGCUCCAAGUAUUCCGCACUAUGGGAAGAGUAAGACGGUUGGACAAGCAAAGGCCGGAAUGUGUUUUACAAUUGAGCCUAUGAUUAACUUGGGAACGUAUCGAGACAAGACCUGGCCCGAUAACUGGACAAGCGUUACUGCGGAUGGGCGCCAGUCGGCUCAAUUCGAGCACACGUUGCUCGUGACCGAGGAUGGGGUUGAAGUGCUUACGGCGAGAUUGCCGGACUCUCCCGGCGGUGCUAUUCCUAGACCUGUUGUUGACGGAGAGAGUACAUCAUGAUAGGUUCCCAAAAUUGCGUUAUUUCGUCGUCAUAUCCGGUUUUAGAAAUGCUAUGCGGCCAUGUAUGAUUUUGUACAACCAUUUCCAUUCUCUUUCUUUUAAUCCCUAGACCACUUGGCUUGAUUUGAAAUUCGGUAAACUACAUGAAACAUGGCGAUCAAGUAUAAGGGCCUGUUCGGUGCGGCCGUGUGUACUCAUUCUUUUUGUACAGAUCUCCACUUUUUUUAAAAAGUACAGCCCCAAUAUAACAACUGUUCGGUGAGUAGAGCAGCUGUACUCAUAUUACAGCUGCUUUUUGCAAAGUAUGAAUGAAAAAGAUCAGAUGUUCAGUGAAUUGAGCAGCUGUACUUGCAUCUUUCAUCAAGAUCUUAUGAAUAAACAGUAUUUAAUUUCAAUAAU